This is a messenger RNA of Fusarium falciforme, 762 nucleotides long. RefSeq lists its product as hypothetical. Bases 52 to 762 code for a protein of 236 amino acids. The record is from RefSeq and is a predicted model, not a curated record. The transcript has 3 exons. NCBI's taxonomy places the organism in Eukaryota, Fungi, Ascomycota, Sordariomycetes, Hypocreales, Nectriaceae. Gene Ontology annotation, biological process: respiratory electron transport chain.
UCCAUCAACCUCGAAUCCACGACGAAGCCAUUGCCAAUUGACCUCGCCAGCAUGCGGCCGACAGCUCGUGUGUUUGCGCGCUACCUGGAGGCUGGUACUCCCACCGGCCUCACGGGUCUCUGGACUCAUGCCACGCCCCGAUCGACGCUUCUGUACCUGUACGGAACGACCCUCAGCAAGCUCCAGAACAUCCCCGAGACGUCCAUGUACCGCCAAUCCGUCGAGGCAGUGACCAAGCACCGCAUGUCCCUCGUCGAGCAGCUGGUCCCCCCGGGCUACGAGGAGUGGGCGGUCCGCGCCAAGGAGCUCGUCAGCAAGAACUCGUCACAGUUCCGCGUCGCCAGCGGCCGAGUCGACGGCAGUGAGGCCCGGACGGUCAAGAUCGGAGACAAGGUCUUUGUGGUGGGCCGAAAGCACGAGGAGGGCGACAUCCGGCUCGAGGAGUGGAACGGAGAGGUCAACGAGGGACCCGAGUAUGAGGGCAUCCGGACAGCGGCCGAGCGAGAGGACCAGGUCGUCUGGGCGGAGCGCAAGCCCCUCGAGAACCACGAGCAGGUUGAGUGGGAGGAUGAGCCCCAGCUCACUGCUGACCAGAUCUCGGAGCUCGAGCACAAGAUUGGCGCUGGCCUCAUCGAGGAGGUCAUCCAGGUUGCCGAGGGCGAGCUCAAGCUGAUUGAGACCAUGGAGAAGACCAAGGUCUGGGAGGACCUCGAGGAGAAGCCCGUCGAGGGCCAGUGGACGUACUUUGACCGAACCAACUAA